AUGUUGAAGCAGAGCAAGCAAGAACCUUGCAAAAGGAGGGAACAAUUGAAGAUUGAGGCUGAUGGAAUGAAAAUUGAAAUUAAUGAAAUCAAAAAACUGCUCACAGAAAAGAAUGCAUUAUUGCCCGAUAUAGAAAAUGAUUUGGUCUACAGGGAUGAAAGCAAAUUGACAACACGUUUGGAAGAAUUGGAGAUUGCAUACUCUCAAACGAAGUUCACUUCUAGUUGUACUGAAAAAGCAGUGAUUAAGGAAAUCGAUAAAUUGAAACGGAAUCGAGCCAAUUAG
Molecule: messenger RNA, 285 nt
Organism: Brugia malayi
Lineage: Eukaryota; Metazoa; Nematoda; Chromadorea; Rhabditida; Onchocercidae
Exons: 2
Coding region: 1-285 (94 amino acids)
Source: RefSeq, a predicted model, not a curated record